AUGUCGCGAAAUCAUCCUUUUCCACCAAAAGUCAAUAAUCUACGUGUUUUACUCAACUGUUUCUAUGCUUAUUUGAUAUCAAGUACAUUUCAGUAUACAAAACAAGUUCUGUUUCACUCGUCAGACUCGAUCUAUUUAAAAAUUUAUCUCUUCACUCGAAGUCUUAUCAGUACUGUUUGUAUAUGUUUAUAUUCGAUCUUAAUUAUCUAUUCCUUAUGGCUUGAAAGUGUUCGAAUCUUAUCGAUUUCUCUUCUUCUACUGUCCAUACUCUUCGUCGCUCGUUUCAUUUUCGAUUUAUACUAUUACAAUCUUGACAACUAUACACCAGCUCAGUUCAUGAACAUCAAUGCAACACAAAUAAACAGUACUCUUAUUCAAUCCAAACAACUGCAAGAGGAAAUAACCGAUUUGACUAUGGAGUUAAUUACAAAUCUGACUGGUGUUCUAUUAACAAUGUUUAUCGUGAUUCGCAUGUUGAAAAGCAAACGGGCGAGGAAACAAAUGGAAGUCGAAGCUCUCGGCAUCGAUCCUCUGCGACGCAUGACUGUAUAA
This is a messenger RNA of Adineta ricciae, 552 nucleotides long. Lineage: Eukaryota; Metazoa; Rotifera; Eurotatoria; Adinetida; Adinetidae. The record is from the annotation of a GenBank genome assembly.